AUGCAAAAACUGACGGAGCGCACAGACGACCUGAAGCAGAGAAUCACUGCUCGUGGAAAGUGGAUUCGGCAAUAUACCGAGAGGUUGACAAGGUUCAAUAAGAAUCGUCUCUACCAGGGUGAUCAGAAGAGGCUCCAUAAAUCAUUGGAUCGAUCAAUGGUAAGUGAAAAGGACCCAGUACCGAAUAAGGCCGAUACUGUUGCAUUCUGGCGCGGCCUGUGGUCAGAGCCCGUAAACCAGCGAGGGCCCUUGGACGGAAGUUUUAGCGAUUCAGUGUGUGAGUAUUACGCCCAUGGAUCCCGUCGUCAUAAUGCCGGAUGA
Messenger RNA from Parnassius apollo (apollo), 321 nucleotides. The record is from the annotation of a GenBank genome assembly. Lineage: Eukaryota; Metazoa; Arthropoda; Insecta; Lepidoptera; Papilionidae.